AUGGUGCUUGCCAUCAGUCCUGAGAUUAAGGCAGAGAUUUGUCAAAUCUUACAAGCCUUUCUUUUGGAUAUAGAUUAUAAACUUCUUCCUCUGCAAAUAUAUCCUGCAGUGGAAGACGAAGUGAAGCUUCAUUUCAAGAGUCAAGGCUUCUCAGAUGAAUUUGUCUCGAAGAUCCACAGACAGAUCGAAUCCAGUGUGGGAAUCGCAACAACGGCUUUUCAAACAACCCCGUUCAAUAUACAAUGCACAAUCGCAAUCUUCACUACUUAUGUCCUCGUUAUUGACGAUUUUGUCAACGAUCUCGAGUUCAAGAAUCACCUAAAGCGAUUUAAUAUUUGCCUCUUGACCCGAAAGCCCCAAGGAAGCCCGUUCCUUGAAAGCAUGGGAGAGUUCCUGAGCUCCUUUUCUUCUAUCUUUGGCCAAUUCGCCAGCGACAUGAUCAUCAAGGACACACUGCAAUUCAUCAGUGCAUCUUACGUAGAAGCCGAGAGCGAGAAUCUUCGAUUCCCCCCAGAAGCAAAUCUAUUCCCUACCUACUUUCGCCUGAAAGUCGGUGCGGCCGAAGCAUAUUCCUUCAUGCUGUUCCCAAUUGAGCAAUUCCCCGAAGCCGAAUGCCUCGGACACUACCUACCGCUGAUACCAGACUUGAUAUGCGCUUUUAAUUGGAUAAAUGAUAUCAUGUCGUUUUAUAAAGAAAUGGUUGAGAUGGAAGAAUUCAAUUUUAUCCAAAACUCGGCCAGGUGUGAAGGGCUCACGCAACUUGAGUUUCUGAAGAAGCUCUGUGAUGACACAAGCGACAUGAUUCGGAAUUUGCGUACACGUGGGAAAGCUUACCCUGGGCUAUCGAAGGUUAUUGAGGCUUUUUUAUCUGGUUAUGUCAUGUACCAUAUGACGCAGACGCGGUAUCGAAUGGACGAUCUGGAUCUGACAUUCGUUUCCUGA
Molecule: messenger RNA, 942 nt
Organism: Penicillium vulpinum
Lineage: Eukaryota; Fungi; Ascomycota; Eurotiomycetes; Eurotiales; Aspergillaceae
Exons: 1
Coding region: 1-942 (313 amino acids)
Molecular function (GO): carbon-oxygen lyase activity, acting on phosphates
Source: RefSeq, a predicted model, not a curated record